UAUGCUUGAGAAGGAUCACAGAACUUCCCUGCCAAGCUUUCUGCCAACUCAUUGAUCCUGAACCUCUCAUGAACAAGAAGCCCAGUACAUACAGUAGGAAGGCUAUUAUUCCCAGCCGGAGGCACAGUGUCUCCACUAGUAAGAUUCCUGACCCCAGCAAGAACAGACGCAGCAUUUGCAGUAGUGCGUCUGAUAUUAUCAGCAGCGCGCCCAGUCCCUCUUUCACCAAGCUUGUUGCCCUUAUCAAUGACCCUUCUGCUUCUAGGAAAAAAGACCCUCGUGGAAGUAAGCCCUUGAGCCCUGUGACUAUGCUCCCUAGACAGUCCCCUGGUCCAAAAUCAGCCCCCUCUUUCAAUGAGGCUGAGUCUCCUACCCCUGAUGCUGUCCCACCUAGUCCUGAUGUGGCCCCCCCAAAUUCACAGGGGGCUCCUAACCCAGAAUCUGUGCCCCCUAUCUCAGAAUCAGUGACUCCUGGUGCCUGGGCUGCCCCCCUUAGCACUCAGGCUGAGUUGCCAAGCCUCCUAAGCAGUGAAGCUGACCCCCACAGGAAUGAGGCUGGCCCUCCUAGUUGUGUGGCUGGCUCCCCACUGUCCCUGUUUAUUUCCAACCUGAACCAGGAUUUGCCCCGCUCUGCGCUGGCCUGCAUGCUGAGAGAGGUGCUGUCAGAGCUGGACGUGAGCCUCUCCAGGCAGGACAUCGAGGUGGUGAAGCGGCAGAAACGCUUCCUCGCCAUCAUCCACCUGCAGACGGAGCAGGAUUUUCAGACCAUACUGCAGAGCCUGGAGAGCGCGUCACACAGGGCCAAGCAGGGCGUCCUGAAGGACUUGGCAGCGUCCGGGAAGAGCCUGACUGUCCGGAGACAAAAGACAGACUCCGAGGUAGGAGUGGCUGUGCCAUCAAUACACCAAGCACUCUAACUGUGACACAUUAACAAAACCAGUGCGUGCACAUUCACAGAGUCCUCAUAAUCACAUUGGUAUACAACUGAGUUUAGAAAACUGUAGCCAAAUGCAAUCUGAAACAUCAGCAGGAGGUCAGGAUUGUAUGAUACAAGUUAAUGCAAAAACAAGGCAGUUCUUGCGUUUGCCAUGUAGAG
This is a messenger RNA of Acipenser ruthenus (sterlet), 1096 nucleotides long. RefSeq lists its product as uncharacterized. The transcript has a single exon. Lineage: Eukaryota; Metazoa; Chordata; Actinopteri; Acipenseriformes; Acipenseridae. The record is from RefSeq and is a predicted model, not a curated record. The coding region runs from base 69 to 917 and encodes 282 amino acids.